This is a messenger RNA of Saccostrea echinata, 759 nucleotides long. RefSeq lists its product as uncharacterized. The coding region runs from base 1 to 759 and encodes 252 amino acids. The transcript has 5 exons. The record is from RefSeq and is a predicted model, not a curated record. NCBI's taxonomy places the organism in Eukaryota, Metazoa, Mollusca, Bivalvia, Ostreida, Ostreidae.
AUGAUUUCAUUCCUCAUAGAAGUGUUAUCAAGAGGUAAAAACGCCACACAGUCAACAGUCCGAUCAUGUAUUUCUUCUACUUCCUGUGAUCCAGAUAAGGCUGUAGAUGGCGAUAGAAACACAUGUAUGAAGACAAAAGAAAUAGGUCAAUCCUCUCCAUACAAAACUGUUUGGUGGACCGUAGAUCUCGGAGCCAAUUACAGCAUUUACAGCAUUAGCAUAGAUUUUAAAGACUAUAAGGAGUAUGGAGAUUACGAGAUGAGACAAAGAGGCCGUUUUGGUGGAUUUUCUCUUUACCUUUCGUACACACCUAAUAUAAAGGGUGAUGUUCUUUGUUACAAAAACAUGCUUCCAUUACCUCCCUUGGAGUUUAAUACAACAUGUAUUGGAUAUGGUCGUUACGUCAUCUAUUACAACGAAAGACUGGAUGGAGUUACUUACCCUGAAGGAUACCAAACUCUGAAUCUCUACACUGAGCUGUGUGAAGUGACAAAUGUAAGGAUGGAACCUAUGGUCCUGAAUGUGUUUAUAACUGCAGUGACCACUGCCUUAAUAACGCCUUCUGUAAUAAGAAGAAUGGAUUUUGUGAAUUGGGUUGUAAAAUCGGAUAUUCUGGAAAUCUCUGCAACGAUGUCUGUCAGGAAGGGUAUUAUGGUGAAAACUGUUCUAACCUUUGUCCAACAAAAUGCCGUUAUACAUGUCACCGUGUACAGGGAACCUGCAUUGAAGAUGAAGCGUCAACAGGACAAUGGAAACUAG